This is a messenger RNA of Gallus gallus (chicken), 2672 nucleotides long. RefSeq names its product testis expressed 264 (gene TEX264). The record is from RefSeq and is a predicted model, not a curated record. Gene Ontology annotation, cellular component: replication fork; nucleus; autophagosome membrane. Gene Ontology annotation, biological process: reticulophagy; protein-DNA covalent cross-linking repair. NCBI's taxonomy places the organism in Eukaryota, Metazoa, Chordata, Aves, Galliformes, Phasianidae. The transcript has 6 exons. Bases 135 to 1028 code for a protein of 297 amino acids.
GGGCGGGGCCGGGGCGCGGAGCGGCGGCGGCGGGGUCUUCGCCCGGCCCAGCUGUGUGGGGCCUGCGGCUGCGUGGGGGAAUGAUCAUGUGCAGCUCCUAGCCGAGCGUGGCCGGCUCGCAGCACGCAGGACGGAUGAGGCACCACCCAUCCAUCAUGUCCGACUGGAUGCUGCUCGGGCUGAUCGCCGUGCUGGUCGUGCUGCUGCUGCUCACCAUCUUUGCCUUCGCCGUCUACUCAGGGCUCUUCACGGAGGUGGUGGUGAGCGCCGGCUCGCCGCCCGUCGGCAGCAUCACGCUGGCCUACAAGUUCCGGGUGGGCCCCUAUGGAGAGUCGGGGCAGCUCUUCACUGAUGGCUGCAGCAUCUCCUCGAAGCUCUGCUCCAUUGGUGUUUACUACGACAACCCGCACACGGUGUCUCCUGAGAAGUGCCGCUUUGCCAUCGGCCGAAUCCUGAGCGAGGGGGAUGCAAAGCCAUCAGAAGAGCAGAUCAGGCGGUUCCAGAAGUACGGCUUCAAGAUCUUCACCUUCCCCACGCCCAGCCACGUGGUCAUGGCGAGCUUCCCGUUCACCACACCGCUCUCCAUCCAUCUCGCAGUCAACCGCGUGCACCCAGCCCUGGACACCUACAUCAAGGAGAGGAAGCUGUGUGCCCACCCCAGGAUCGAGAUCUACAAGGAGGACCGCAUCUAUUUUGUGUGCCCCCUCGCCCGCCAAGGUGACUUCUACGUGCCCGAGAUGAAGGAGCUGGAGAGGAAGAGCAGGGCAGUAGCCGAGGCUGAAGACGCCCAGACAGACAUCACAGGUAGCACGGCUGGCACAUGGGCUCCUCUGUUCCUCCGUGUGUCACCAGCCCUCCCGAGGGGGUGUCCUGGUGUCCCUGCUGUUCUGAGCAGGAGCGCGUGGGUACACGACAGCUUGGAGCCAGAACAGCCCCCUUGGCACAGAACGGAUGCUGUGCAGGCAGGGGAGGGCCUGGCAGGAUCGGUGCCCUCAGCUCUCCGAGGAACCUGUGGUGGGCGAGACUGAUGCAGCUUCAGCCCUGACACCGUGCUCUGUGCCUUGCCGUGGGCUGUGUCUGAGCUACCUCAAGAGCACUGGCACCACGCUGGGUCUUUGACCAAAUUUGACUUCUUUUGAGGUAGAGACCUGGUGAAGCCUUGCCUGGCACCAGGAGCUCUCAGGCUUCACGCAGAGGGAGAGAGGAGUCACUGCUGUGCCAUGUCCUGGAGGAUGGGUGCCCAGCCACAGCGGGGAUGCAUUGGUCUGCACAUCCCAACUAUUCCCUCCACAUCCCAUCCCCAACCCCAAAAGCCCGCAGUGGUCCCCACAUGCCCUCCCUUUGGCUGACCCCAGUGUGCCCCAGCUGUGGUGCCAUCCCCAGCUGCUCCUCCCAGCCCGGUGUGCGGUGGGACCUAGUGCUGCUGGGCCUGCCUCUGCCAUGGAUGGGACUCAUCUCACUGGUCCCAGGGCCCCGCUGCCCUCCUGUCCCUUCCUGAAGGCUCUCCUCUGACCUGUCUGGCCAGGGGCAUCCCCGUGAGCACCUCCCCGGGAGCCUGCUGAACACCUCUUGAAACUUAGAAGAAAUGCAUUUUCCAUGUUGAGAUGCUCCCUGUGUGUCAGCACUGGCUGUGCUCCUUCUGCCUUCCAGGUGGUGUCACCAUGCUGGGUUGGGGCACGGCCUCCAGGGAUGCUGCAGGGUGGCUGGGCAGCACCCGCACCGUCCCCACUGCUCCCCACCCUGGUCCAGGCACCCUGGCCAUUUGGGGAGGUUGGAGAUAUGUCUUGCGUUGAUGCCGUGUGUAGGACCAGGCAGCCAGGGUGCUGAGCACCCAGAACCCCUACACCUUUGGUUGGGCUAUCCCUGCUGUGCUCUCUUCCCACGUGGAGAGGUGGGAGGAUGAAGAUGGAGAGGGGAGGAAGGAGGUGGUGAAGGCAGCGCCAGCCAGCAGGGGUCGGAGCGCAGCCACCGCAGGAAGGUCGGCUGACGUUUGGUGCUGUUGUCAUAAUUAACAAUGUGAAUCUGUGAUGUCAUAAUUAAAAAUGAUUAAUGUUUUAUAGGAGGGCUUUGUCUCCCAGCUGGUUGCUCCGGCAACAGCAUUCAGCUGCCGGUCUCAAUCUGACACUCUUGUCUCAUUGUCGACUCCCUAAUUGCGUUGUCAAUCGAGCUAAUGAGAUGGUGACAUGGGGAGGGGCGGUGGGCUUGAUCUGGGGGGGCUCCUAGUCCCUGGGCACCCUCCUCCUGCUCAUGGCCACCCUAUGCUACUCCAUGCCAGCACCUGUGCCAAUGACUGCGGGCAGAUCAGGGAUCACAUCCAUUCCUCCUUUCCCACGGGCACACGGGGCAGCUUGGCUCACCACAGGGAGCCAGAGGACGUGGAGCUGGGGCAAGAAAGAAGGACACACACUGCAGUGGCCAUGACAGGAAGCAGGGAGGGAUGUGGUUACCUUCACCCAGCCCCGUCCCCCUGCACAACGCUGUCAGCCUCUGGGAAGACAGGGGCUCAGCCCUGGCACAUGGCACAAGCGAGGACACCAGCAUCCCGUUGCUUGCCUGGUCAGGUCACAAGCCUUACAGGUGGUCCCCGAACGAUGCUUUGCUCCGCUCUGUAGGCUUUGGUGGCUUCAGAGGCAUGCUGGUGUGGCACCCGGCCUCCCCUUCCUCCUGCAGCA